UUUCCUCUUUGGUACAAUGUGACAGUAAAAUUGUUAUUUUUUGGCAAUUUUAUUAUUUAAAUUAAUAUCAAAUAUCCGAAAUGUAUAAAGGAUUAUCGAGAAUUCUGUCCUGUUACUGCUCAGAGAAAAUUCCACAAUAUGUAUCUCCCGUUUUUACCUCAGUUUUAACGAAACGUAAAGGACACUUAGGAUAUUUAGGUUAUGUUUUCAAAAGGACGAAAAAACACGAUAAGGGUGGUCUUUCGACAUUGUUUACCCCGGUACCAGUGAAACCAAAUCCAGAUGACAUAAACGUAGGAGAAGAAUUCACAGGAAGGCUUAAGAAACAAGAUUUGCUGAAAAUUCUCAAUAAAUUCUACCAAAAGCCAGAAAUUAGAUCGCUUGCUUCAGAAAAUGGUUUGGAUGACCAAUUAUUGCAUCAGGCCUUUUUAUCAUUUAGAAGGCAUUGCUUAGAACAUGAUUUGCCUCCAGAUAUACAUAUAAUUAUUAGCGAUAUAUUGCAUGGUGCGGGACAUGUAGAUGACUUAUUUCCAUACUUUCUAAGACAUGCUAGAUUAGCAUUUCCACAUUUGGACUGCUUAGAUGAUUUAAAAAAAAUAUCCGACUUAAGAACACCAGCUAAUUGGUAUCCUCAGGCUCGUCAUUUGAAUAGAAAAAUAGUAUUUCAUGCGGGACCUACAAAUUCUGGCAAAACAUAUCAUGCUUUGGAGAGAUUUCUUACAGCAAAAUCAGGAGUGUAUUGUGGACCAUUGAAACUAUUAGCAACAGAAAUAUAUCACAAAUCCAAUAGUAAAGGUACACCAUGUGAUUUAAUUACCGGGGAGGAAAGGCGGCAUGCAACACAAUAUCAGACACUAACAGAAAAUAUUGAAACUGAUAAUAGUACAGAGACUGAAAAUUAUUUAUUAAGUGAACCAGAACUAACACCAUCUAGUCAUGUUGCCUGUACUGUUGAGAUGACAUCACUAAAUGACACAUAUGAAGUGGCGAUUAUUGAUGAAAUACAGAUGAUAGGAGAUAGGGGUAGAGGUUGGGCUUGGACUAGAGCUGUUUUAGGAUUGCAAGCAGAUGAAAUUCAUUUGUGUGGUGAAGCCGGGGCAAUAAAUCUUAUUGAAGAAAUUUGCUACACUACUGGGGAAGAAAUAGAGGUGCGUACAUACAAAAGGCUAACGGAAUUGAAAGUGGAGGACAGUGCGCUAGGAUCACUAGACAAUGUACGUCCCGGAGACUGUAUAGUAUGCUUCAAUAAGAACGAUAUAUACAGUGUUAGCAGAGCCAUUGAACAGAGGGGUCAUGAAGUAGCAGUAAUAUACGGCAGUUUGCCUCCCGGUACUAAACUAGCGCAGGCUAAUAAGUUCAAUGACCCGGAUAGUUCCUGUAAAGUUAUGGUUGCUACAGAUGCUAUUGGUCUUGGCAUUAAUUUGAGCAUACGUCGGAUAAUCUUCUAUUCUCUAAUAAAACCCGUGGUAAAUGAAGACGGUGACAAAGAAAUGGACAUCAUCAGUAUAUCACAAGCUUUGCAAAUUGCAGGUAGAGCUGGCAGAUACGGCAGCGCGUGGGAGACAGGAUAUGUGACUACAUACAGACCGGAAGAUCUAGCAACACUGAAAACACUGCUGUCCAAACCCCCGGACCCUGUGACACAAGCCGGGUUACAUCCAACUGCGGAACAGAUGGAGUUGUACGCUUAUCAUCUACCUCAUGCAAGUCUUAGUAGUUUAAUGGAUAUCUUCGUGCACUUAUGCACAGUGGACGACUCCCUGUACUUCAUGUGCAACACGGAGGCAUUCAAGUUCCUGGCGGAGAUGAUCCAGCACGUGCCGCUGCCGCUGCGCGCGCGCUACGUCUUCUGCUGCGCGCCCAUCAACAACAAGCUGCCCUUCGUCUGCGCCACAUUCCUCAAGAUGGUCCGUCAAUACAGUCGUAAUGAGCCAAUCACAAAGAACUGGCUGAGCAAUGCAGUGGACUGGCCCGUACCAUCACCAAAAACAAUUAUGGACCUCGUCCAUUUGGAGGCAGUCUUUGAUGUACUGGAACUUUAUUUAUGGCUGAGUUAUCGAUUCCCGGACAUGUUCCCCGAUGUCAAAUUAGUUCGUGAUAUGGAAGCUGAAUUAGAUUCUAUAAUACAACAAGGAAUCUUCCAAAUAACAAGGUUAUUAAGAAAUUCAGAACAAAUAUUAAAAGACGGUCAGUCAAGUGAAGAGUCUUACGGACGAGGCAAAAAAUCAAUGAGAAUGGGACAUUUGCAAACAAAGGGAGAUGAAUCCAAAGGAAAACUGUCUGAAAUGCUAGUGGCUAAGGGUCUGAUCACACCGCAAAUGUUGAAGAAACUUCAACAAGAACUGUCCACAGACAACACGGAGCGCGGCAGAAAGAAAACUAAUACAAGAAAUAGAAGAAAAUAAUAAAAUUGUACCAUAGUUGUUGUUCAUUUGUA
Molecule: messenger RNA, 2437 nt
Organism: Papilio xuthus (Asian swallowtail)
Lineage: Eukaryota; Metazoa; Arthropoda; Insecta; Lepidoptera; Papilionidae
Gene: Suv3
Product: Suv3 RNA helicase
Exons: 15
Coding region: 81-2405 (774 amino acids)
Biological process (GO): mitochondrial RNA 3'-end processing
Cellular component (GO): mitochondrial degradosome
Molecular function (GO): ATP binding; hydrolase activity, acting on acid anhydrides; RNA helicase activity
Source: RefSeq, a predicted model, not a curated record